AUGGCUUCUUCUAGCCAAGAUGGGGUCUCCAGGACUUCGCUUUCGGCCGGGUAUGCGGCUCAUCGGUCGGGUGCUGAAGCUAUCCGGGUUUAUAGCAUGAUGCUUGGGGAAGGAUCUGUUAAUUUGAAUCAAAUUACAUUUUCCACCUUUCUAAUGUUGUCGUCUAAUGAUGGACUAGUCGACUUGGGCAGGGCGAUUCAUGGGCAUAUUCUGAAAUUUGGGUUCAAGGCUUGUGUGGUGGUUGGAAGUUCAUUGGUCGAUAUGUAUUCUAAAAUAGGGUCGGUUCAUGAGGCAGUGAAAGCAUUCGAUGAAAUUCCCCAAAGGAAUCUUGUAAUGUGUAAAUACACUGAUUACGGGACUUUUACGUCAUGGUCUGGUGGAGGGUGCUAA
This is a messenger RNA of Linum trigynum, 390 nucleotides long. The record is from the annotation of a GenBank genome assembly. Lineage: Eukaryota; Viridiplantae; Streptophyta; Magnoliopsida; Malpighiales; Linaceae.